Molecule: messenger RNA, 1735 nt
Organism: Mugil cephalus (flathead mullet)
Lineage: Eukaryota; Metazoa; Chordata; Actinopteri; Mugiliformes; Mugilidae
Product: protein mono-ADP-ribosyltransferase PARP11
Exons: 7
Coding region: 72-1010 (312 amino acids)
Molecular function (GO): NAD+ poly-ADP-ribosyltransferase activity
Source: RefSeq, a predicted model, not a curated record
GGUGCCUGAUCAGAUCAGACAGAGGAAGGAUAGUUUUAUUCAUUUAGGUUUUUCUGUGUAACUUCCAUAUAAUGAACUUCCAUAUAAUGUUAGACAAUGAUGGCGUGGAACCUAUGGACACAUCAGACACCUCUUGGGGUUGGUAUUAUCUGGCAGAUUGUGGAAGGUGGCACCGGUUUGAGGAUUACCCCAAUGUCUCCAUUGACAGUGAGGUUAUUGACAGAUAUUAUCUAAGGGACAAGAGGGGAGUUUUUAAUAAAUCUACUUCUGGCUGCCGCUUAAAGAUCGAUUUUUCGGCUAUGUUGCUGACUGACAUCACGACAGGGAGGCAAAGACUUAUCCAACGGAACUUGAGCAUUGAAAGAAGUUGCUCUUGUUUCAGCGCCGCACCUGUUUUCUGGGAGACGAUCGACCCAACGUGUCCGUAUCAGUUAAUCCCGUUGAGUGAAUCCACCCCUGAGUACCAGACUGUGGCAAAUUAUGUGAAGACUGACGGGCUGUUGGACAAACCCAUUGCAUCAAUCAUAAGGAUACAGAAUUUGGAUCUGUGGGAAAUAUAUUGCAGGAAAAAGGCACAGUUAUCACGGAUUAAAGGUGUCACAGACAUUCCAGAGAGAAGACUGUUUCAUGGAACUGAUGUCAAAAAUGUUGACAGCAUUUGCAAGUACAACUUUGAUUUACGGUUAGCUGGAAAACAUGGCAACGUGUAUGGAAAAGGAAUAUAUUUUGCCAGACAUGCAUCGUAUGCAGACAAAUACAGUCGCACAGAUCCAUUACUGAUUUCCGGAGGAGGACUGCAAGGUAUCAACUUUGGAACCACGAGAGUGGUUUUUUUGGCUCGGGUGAUAAUCGGAAAACCUAUCAUUGGACAACGUCAUUUCAAAAAACCUGACGACAAAAGUCUUGAAAACUCUCACGACAGCUGCGUGGACGACGACCAGGAUCCCAAGAUUUUUGUUAUUUUUGAUCCAAAUCAGAUUUAUCCGGAAUAUUUGAUUCAGUACAGUUGAAGACACACAUGCAAACACGUCGGGAGUCUCAAGGAUUUAACGAUUUUGAAGAAGAAAUGUGGUUCAGAUCUGUGAAGAUUUUUUAUUUUGAAGCAGAAUUUCAUUCGUUUUUUUACUUCGUUCUAAAGCAUUUUUAUCGACCUUUGUCAUUUUUUGAAAGUUCCUCGGUGAAAUGUAAGUUAUUGAUAUUAUAAACAGAAAUACAGCUUUAAAUUCGAUACAUUUCUAACAGAUAUGCAGGCUAUAAGCCAACCUUACAGUGUUAAUGGACCUGCUGUUUUCCAGGUAACUGAAAACAUCUGCGUCCACUCAAACGUUUUUAUGACAGACUUUUGGAUCCUAACAGGCAGCAUUAAUAAGAGCACAUAUUAAUUGUAAAUUAAACCAAAUCAAUAACUUUUGUAUAUUUUUUUAAAUAACGUUUCUCCAAAUACUUCCUUAACAUAGAGAGUUGUUUAAUUUAAAAUACAUAUAUAGUAAUAUAAUUAUUAUUUAAGAAGCUUGUUGGAUAAACUUAAGAAACUUAUUUGCACCCUCUGCAGGAAAUUGAAACUUAACUCCCAUGAUGAGGCAGCUACAUUGUUUACUGCAGACUUCUCAAUAAGUGAAUGGCAUCAAAACAGGUGAUUUACAGUCACACCCAAAGUAGAUAACUUCUCUGACAACAUGUCAUGGAAUCUCAGUUAAACAACAAUUAAAUAAAGUUUUAAUGACUGGAUAAAAGC